Molecule: messenger RNA, 2759 nt
Organism: Struthio camelus australis
Lineage: Eukaryota; Metazoa; Chordata; Aves; Struthioniformes; Struthionidae
Source: RefSeq, a predicted model, not a curated record
CUCGUCUGCUUUUCCUCCUUUUAUUUUCAUUUUUUUUUCCCUUUCCCCGUUGUUAUCAAUGGGCUUAGUAGACAAGGUGUGUCAUCCUAGAGCGAGACAGACCACCACAGCGCAGUGAAUCAGAAGAGCGUGCCUUCCGGGUGGUAAGGAAGAGGUUGCCACGCAUGAGUCCUUGGACUGCUGCUGCAGGAACGUUAUGUUUUUGGUGGGUUGCAACCCUCCAGAUACAGUGAGCCAAAUCAUGCCUGCCUCUACCCAGGUAUCUGAGGAAAUAGCCUCAAGAUGAACUUCUUCCUGGAGAUGCUCCAAGUUAUCGGACUUUCAUUUUAUUACCUGUUGGAGUCACUAGUGUUUUUGAUUGUGCCUAAACGGAAGAAGAGCGUUGAAGGUGAAAUAGUAUUAAUAACAGGAGCAGGAAGUGGAAUCGGAAGACUUCUGUCUAUAAAAUUUGCCCGCCUUGGAGCCACACUGGUUCUUUGGGACAUUAAUCAAGAGGGGCUCAAGGAAACGAGUAGACUGGCCAAAGAAAAUGGAGCAGUAAGGGUACAGUCUUACAUCUGUGACUGUAGCAAAAGGCAGGAAGUCCACAGAGCAGCAGAUCAGGUUAAAAAAGAAGUAGGCGAUGUUAGCAUCCUAAUCAACAAUGCUGGUAUUGUAACUGGAAAGAGGUUUAUUGAUUGUCCAGAUUCGCUUGUGGAAAAAACCAUGGAGGUGAACAUAAUGGCACACUUUUGGACUUAUAAAGCCUUCCUCCCAGCAAUGAUGGCCUCUAACCAUGGACACCUGGUUAGUAUUGCAAGUUCGGCAGGACUCAUUGGGGUCAAUCGUCUUGCAGAUUACUGUGCAAGUAAAUUUGCAGCAAUUGGGUUUGCAGAGUCAAUUAGCUCAGAGAUGAGAGAUCUGGGAAAGACUGGUAUUAAAACCACAAUUGUAUGUCCUUACUUCAUAAACACAGGAAUGUUUGAUGGCUGUAAAACCAAGUGGCCACGUCUGCUUCCCAUUCUAGAGCCAGAGUACGUAGCUGAAAAGAUAGUCACUGCUAUUCGACAGAACCAAGAAAUGUUGAUACUACCACGCAGUCUGUAUCUUUUAUUUGCUUUGAAAAAUGUACUACCAGUGAAACUAAGUGUUCUCCUUGGAGACUUUGCUGGAGCCCUCCAUUUCAUGAAUUUCUUCAGGGGUCGAAGGAAGAACGACUGAAAAUAGAAUUGCUGAUAUUUGAUUCUUGUGCUAAAGUGAAGCGUGUUGGGGUGGUGGUGGGAAAGGUGUUCUUUUCUAGAAGCUGUGGAAUUAAGGUGCCUCACUUUGUUGGUAACAAUUUUUAAGGAAAUUGCUUUUCAAUCAGCUCUUAAUCAACAGCUUUGGCACAAACUGAUUAUUUUUAAUAUUUUUUUUUUUAGUCCAGUGAAAUGAUUUCUCUUCACCUCAUAGUGCAAAAACAUUAAUGGAAAUCAGUUGCCUUGGUGAUGUCUGUUAUAAUACCAUAACACCUUAAAUAAGUAUCUGCGUCACAAACUAAUAAUUGGCACUUUUAGCGGGAGAUAGGGCCAAGAAACCACAUGCAGUUGGUAUGGCUUCAGCAAAGCCUCUGGUGGAUGUGAUCUGUCAGUGUCACUCACUGGACCAUAAGGAGAGGCUGCACUGCAGAAGCUGUUACCAUUCUGUGGUAAACUGAGGGAUUCAAGAGUUUCCUGAAACAGCUGAUUUUAAAAUUCCAGUUGCUACAAAUGGAAGCUUUGUGAAGUGAAAAUAUUUACUGCGUUGGUGCAUAACCAGCGAAAUGCAUUUGGGGGGUGUCUCAGGACUCUAACUGAAUGUCCGGGGAAAAAAAUGAAUGUAAAUGAUGCAUUUGUGCUACUAAUGUCCUUUGUCUAAUUUAUUUUUAAAGCUAAUACUAUGUCUACAACUUUAAAGGAUACAAAGUCUCUGCCUACUAUAAGUGCACUAUUCUAAGAACAAAUUUAAAUUUUCCACUCCUAAGCAAAAUACACUAGUUACACAGCAUAAGACUGCCAGUCUAGGUGGGCUGUCAGACAUCUUGCCAGUUAAGACAACGAGCUACUAAAAGCAAAGGCAUUACAUGGCAUAAUCAGGGCUGCUUCUGGGAUUAUUUCAGAAAGGAAUGAUGCUGACAGACCUGAAGUGAAUGGGAUCACUAUAGACAAUGACUAUAGCUUGACUAAGUGUUAUGUUUUGUUCCUCUGAAUUGAGGGGAUUGCCUUGCAUCUACAGAGAUUAGUUUUACUUUCCGUUUACUCUUGGGACCAUUCAUUUAUUUGGACAAAUGCUGAGGAGGCCUCCCCCUCUUUGACAAUGGCCACUUGGAAAACUAAAAGCCCUUUCAGACUCUUGGUAAAUCCGAAACAAGAAAAAGGGGGAUUAUGCUUUAAAUGUAUGCCAUUUGAACAUAUGCUGGUUAAUCCCAUCUCAUGUCACAUUCAACUGGCAACUAGUAAUACCUGAAACUAAGACUAUACAAAACUCUUUAUCAUGCAAACUAAUGGAAGGAUAGUAUGAAGAAAAGGGUGUGGGGGGUUAUUUUUUGUUUUAAAUGUCUCUCUUCCAUAUUGGUCUAGAGACGGACUACCUUCAUUUCCCUUGUCUAUGCAAUUAGUGAGGUUUAUCAGUUGAUAAAAAGUUACAUAAAACUAUUUUACUACUGAAGAACAAGAAACACCUGAACAAAAUUAGCGUGUUAAUAAAUAGCUCUCCAUAUGUACAUUGCACUGUUUACUGAUAUUAAAGUUGACCACUAAUAA